This is a messenger RNA of Salmo salar (Atlantic salmon), 5988 nucleotides long. The record is from RefSeq and is a predicted model, not a curated record. NCBI's taxonomy places the organism in Eukaryota, Metazoa, Chordata, Actinopteri, Salmoniformes, Salmonidae.
GUUGAAGACUACCGGUGGUGUUCAAGUAUAGACGACAGCCACAAAGAUAAUAUAAUGGAGAUGGCAGGUCAGGACAGAAACACUGGCAUUGAGCCAGCACAAAACUGGUCCACUGGCUCAAUUCCCAGAAUCUUUGCCUUCAUAAAAAAACAAGACAGUCGAGCCGAGAGUUGAAGAUGGGUAGAAAACACAAACGACCCUGCAUAGAAGAAGCACCUCAAACUUUUUUUUCUUUCUUAUUUUAUCUUACCGGAGUCAAUAGGUUUUGCAUUCUACUUUCUAACGUAUUUUAAUCCAAGACACAAGUGUCUGAAAUAUAUAUCCAAAGGUACCUCCCAUACACCCUAACUCUGCCCUUUGGUUUCCUUAUAUGGGGAUCAUGGGUAGGUCUAAAGUAUGACCGGAUAUCAUCCUCCACACCUCCUCAGACGCAGGCUAAGGAUCUACUAGCUGUGAGCUACUAAAUAGACCAUAUUUCUUCUGUAUUAGUAGCUUAUGGGGUUAAAUUCGGCACCUAGAUGCCCCCCGGAAUACGUGACGAGUUAGUGUUUCAUUGUCAAGAAUACUGCGGGGAAACUGUUACUGAUAUUUCUGUGGCUGCACAGGAUCUAAGAGCACACCUUUCAAACUGUGCAGAUAUGAGUAAAGUUAGGACUCUGAGUGGGACCUGAAUGCUGGUGUCGAGACAGGAUGAGUGACAACACUGUAUCGCCUGAGGGUGCAGAGAGUGGGAAGAAUGAACAUGUCCGCCACUGGCUACAUAGUAGUCCCUCUGCCCCACAGGAGUAUAAUGAGGACGUUGCAGGGUCAAGUCUUCUCUGCCCUGGUAAACAGAGUCACCUAGCUGUCUGUCAAUGAAGAGUGAUCACUCAAUGGGUCAGCCAAUCAACUUACACCGAGGACAUGGCACAAGAGACAAAAGGGAGGGUGCAGAGUCACCUACAUCCAGCUGUGUGUCAAUGAGGAGUGACCGCUCAAUGGAUCCACCGAUAAACUACAGGAGAGAGUUUAUUCCCAAUCACAGGGAGGGACCAGACUCACCUACACCCAGCUAUCUGUCAAUGAAGAGUGACCAGUCAAUGGGUCCAUCUUCAAGGAUGAUGACAUCAGACACAACACAACUGUCCGUUGGUGGAGUGCAUGCAACAAUGCUUACAGAACAUCAUGGCAUGAACAGAGUCAGCGACCUCAGAGAAUUACCACAGAGAAUCGAAGACUGGACUAAGGAGCAUGUGAAAGAGUGGCUAACUAGUAGCCUCAAACUCCCUGAGGUUGUAACAAAACUUUAUGAACAGAAUGUGUCAGGAGCUAGCCUGGUUUGCAUUGAGAAACAGGACUUGACUGAUUUAGGUGUUAAGUUUGGGCCUGCGAUUCAAAUCAUAAAAAAUGUAGAGAUACUGAGAAACUACUUGGAGAGUGUAGGGAGAAGCAUGAGAUCCCCUGAGAGUGACCCCUUCAGAAGACAGGAGAGAUUUAGAUUUAGAGCCAUACCAGAAGCUAGGAUGGGGUCACAUGAGGAAACUCUGGAUUCUGACAGUGUGAAAUCGGAGUCGGUGGCUCCAAGUCUAAGCUCUUCAUGGACAUCAGUGGAAGAAUUGAGACAUUCCGAUUCAGAUGUUGCAUCCCCCAUUCAACUGCCAAUGGGAGAGUCAGAAUCCAUUCCAGCGUAUGGAAAUAUGGAGGACAAUACAAGACAAAGUGAGACUUCCAUCUCAUCAUUUGACCACUUGAGAGAAACUGCUCCGAAUCUGGAGAAGAGAAUAUGUCCCCCACGUCCCUUUGACAAAAACGAUCUAUCGUUCACAUACAUACAAAAUGAUACCCUCCCCCCUGAAUCCGGUCCAAGCAAUCUCAUUGACCCGGUACAUGAGUACAAGAUCCUGCAAGCACAGAGGAAGCCAGUGAGAAAGAUAUCCUGGAAAAGUUUAGCAACGAAGUGUUUCGUUUUUUCCGCAGGCUGCAUGAACUCUCGCACCAAUGGGACCAUUCACUUUGGGGUGACAGGCGGGCCCGGACACAUGCAUGGACAGGUGAUUGGGCAAAACCUGCCAUCAUUCAAUAUGUAUACAGACAAGUUUGACUUGCGUCUCAAGGAACACUUUGGAGAAGAAACAAACAUCGCAAGAGCAUGCAUCAGGCCUCCAAAAUUCUUUCAGGUUCAACAUCUAGAUGGCGCGACUUCAGACAAGUGGGUGAUAGAAGUUGAUGUUGUCCCAAGUUAUUCAGACUCAAGAGAAGCUUUUCUAUACCUCAAUAAUAUCUGAACAAAAUGGAGAAGAAUACAAAACUGAAUGUCUAUUUAUUCGACAAGGCCCAAAGAGCAUCAACAUUCUUGCAGACAAUAAUCCCAACAGUCUUCAGGAGAAGAUGAGAGGUUUGACACAGGAAGUCAAAUAUUGGUGAUCAGCACGCAAGUCAAAAGAGGAGAGCAACUGUCAGCAGCCCAACCAAAACUACCAAGGGCAGAGGCUAAAACAAUUGAUAACUCAUGGGAGAGACACACUUAAACUCAUUGCAAGUUACAGUUGUCACAAACAAGUGUCACCCCAGUCAACUUGAACAUUUUUUUUUUUUUUUUAAGAGAUUAAGUUGUUUGUAGUGCUCGAGUGCCCAGAAUCUGACAUGAACGGGACAUGCAGUUUCUACAGAACAGAUCGCAUAGCUAAUCUUCACUACCCUCGAAUGUACAAUAGUGUCUCCACUGUUAUCGGAAAGCUGAACUUGUUUAAGCAGACAAGCUGGGUCUUUUGUAAUGGUUGAGCAAAUGAGGUCAGUGAAGCAGACAGACCUUUCACUACCAGUGAAUGGCUGAAGAAAUGUGCUGGAGAAAUCAGCGACAUGGUUUUCUCUGCAAUCCAGAUGUUUUGUCGAAAGACAUUACUUGUGGUGUUCAUGCUUUACUCAGGAGUCACUGACAUCUCAAGCCCUAUACUUGAGGCCUUUUGUGCGAUCUAUCGCACUCUUGAGGGUGAGGAUAAUAUGCUCUGCAUAUGCAAAGAUUAAAAUGUAUUCAGUCAAUGGAGAGACAUGAUAAACACUCGCUGCAAAGUGGAUAUCACCAGUAAAUGUAUCUACGAAUUGAGCCUGAAUGAAAUCGACUGCACCAUCAGGAAAAUCAAAGAACCCCAGACACGGCUCCAGUUCAGUCCUCCUGACACAAAAAGAUUAAGAGCUGAUGACCAUACUUGAUAUACUGAGUGAAAAUGAAUGUGAGAACAUUGAAAUCGAAACCAAGGACACUUUUGAGGAAUUCAAGACCAACACGGAGAAGGACUUUUACAAAGGCGGACAAGUGACUUGGUGGAACUUCUACUUAUCCGAGAGGCCAUGUUGUCUGCCAUUCAUCAAACGUGACAAGUAUGAGGCUCUUCACAACCUGAUCACACCUACAGAGGGGUACACAUCGCCAUGCGUAAUAAUACACCUCUUCCAUCAUCCAGGCUGUGGUGGAACAACACUGGCCAUGCAUGUGUUGUGGAACUUGAGAUGUAAAUUCAGAUGUGCCAUUCUGAAAAACACCACAGUACAGAACAGCGAGAUCGCAGUCCAAGUCACACACCUGCUGACCUGUGGCAAAGAGAAGCAGUUGAGUUAUUCUCCUGUUCUACUCUUGGUGGACAACUGGGAGGACGUUGAAGACCUACAGAGAUGCAUACUAAGUGCAGCCAACGAGAAGAAAAAACCUGAGACUCUGAUGGUCAUCAUACUGAACUGUGAGAGAUUACAGAUUCCUGCAGUGAACUCUAGAAACAGCCGACUUGACAACGUCUUCAUUAUCAACAAACUCUCCACCAAAGAGCAGAGCUUCUUUGAGAUGAAACUGAAAGAGCUCAAAGGUCACCAUGAAAAACCUGAAACGUUCUACGCCUUCAUGAUCAUGACAAACAAUUUCAGUGAGAAGUACAUAGAGAAUCUGGUGCGCAACACCCUGAAAGACCUUGACACCUCCAGAAAAGAAAGACAGCUAUUUUCACUCUUAGCUUUGCUAAAUACAUAUGUGAACGGCUCCUACAUGGCCCUGUCCCUCUGUGACGAGUUUGUGGGGAUUAGGAAUGCUCUGUGGGGAAAAGAAACACUUGAGGACAAAAUGAACCCAUACUCCACGCUUCUGAUCCUCUUCAACAUUGAAGAGCACGGCACCUAUCAGGCAGUUUGGUUUCUACACCAAAUGAUUGCAAGUAAUUGCCUCAAAGUCCUCACCGGAAAGCACAAGCUUCAACUGGGGGAAAUAACAACCAAUCUGUUACACUGUCUUUUUGAAGCCACGGCUGAAGGAGAUGUUCAGUUUUUUUGAGAACUACUUCACAUACGUGAAGCCAAGGUCAAUUGAGAAGGAGACAGCAGAGGACAGAAACAAACGAAAAGUAUCAGAGCACUUCAAGAAGUACAUUCACAUCUUCUGUUCCUCGGGAGAAGAGAGGUCCUCUGAAAGAGCCAGUUAACCAAAACCGAGUCUCCGGCAGGAGAUAGAGGAGCAGCGAAACUAUUUGGAGCAAAAGCGAGCAGAUUCAUUUGCUGGUCUUCUCCAGUAUCUGAAUGAGAAGAAUGGGAAUCAAAUUGAAUUAAUUCUGAAGAAAUGGCAGUUCAUUGUUCAGAAUUCUACACGGAAACUCAUGGCUGACCGGAUUAAUUUCAUCCUUGCAAACAUUGUUCUUCACUGCAUUAAGCCAAGCUCAACAUUGCUGAAGAGGUACGACGAGCUGGUCUCCCUUCUCAAUGAGGCACUGCAAGAAGAGGGAACCCAUUCAAACUGCACAGAGCUGUACUACCUCUCAAUGUUGCUGAUGUGGCCAAGAAAGGACAACCUGCUUGAGAGCACCACAACAUUCAAAAACAUUGGCAUGUAUGGCACUUCAUCGAAAAAAUCUUUCCAUUGUCGCUUCUCCCUCAUGUUUCCGGCGAAGAGUUGCAUCGCACAUUUCUACCUUGGGAAAUCAAGAGGACUGAGGAGAAUAAUUCACAAAGGCAGGCUUGAUCAGUUCCUGUACAAAGAGGGACUCAAAACCUCACACAAGAACACCUCAUCGAAAGAUAGACCCCCAAACCCGCAUCAACUUUGGCAAAGUGGAACAAUAUGGAGGGAUCCUGAGAUACAAAACUUGUUACUACGGGUCAAAGGGAAAACUGAAAACGGUGACAUUUAUGUUUACUACGGGGGCAAUCUGAAAAUCUCAGUGCGUCCAAUAUACCUUGGUGGAGUCCGGAGUGGAUGCAGCACGGAGGAGGUCUCCUUUUACCUUGGAUUCACCAUGGAGGGACCCGCAGCUUAUGACAUAAAGUACGAAAAUUACCAGUAAACAGCUUACCAUCAGGUAGACUGAGGAAGGGAUGCAAGCGUUCGCACUUAGGGAAAGGAAAGGCUUCCAUUGAAGUUAUAUAGGCCUAGAGUUUUUGACUGGGGUGAAUGUCUGUGAACCAGGACAGAAUCACAUUAAGUAAGAUACCAGUGUGCUCUUGUCACUGUGUGAAGAAACCCAACCUCAACCACCUGGAUAUAAUCAAAGCGGAGAGAACAGGUGUCGGGUGACAUGCAGCAAUGAAUCAUUCAUGCUUUUAGAGGUGAAACAAUGAUAAUCAAUCUUGCAUCAGAAUGGAUUGUAAUGUCUCUAAGUCCCUCUAAUUGUGUCUCUAAGUCCCUGUAAUUUUGUCUCUAAAUCCCUCUAAUUCUGUCUCUAAGUCCCUCUAAUUGUAACAUACAGUACUAAACAGUAGCAGACCAAUGAACAAGGAUUGUAGACCUAUAAAGCAUUUGCAACUAUUCAAUGCUUAAAACAUGUUUUAUGGUUUUGCAUUGUGUUUGUUGAAAGUAUGGAAUGAUUAUUAUGUUACAAAACAUAUUGACUUUCUGCAAGUUACGUAGCUUCUUCAGUUGUUUGUCUAAAUACAUUCAAUUGCGUGGUUAUUUGAAAUGAUAUGCUACAUUAUUUACAAGAGACAAGAAAUUAGGAGAAAACUUAUUGUCAAUGUUUGUUAAUGGAAUGAAGAGGA